GUAAUGUUUAACGUGCCAGUCACAAAGAUCACAGAACAGCGUAUGCCCGGGCAUAAGCUAGCACUACCGUUUAUGCUCUGCAAGACUGAAAGGCUACACAUGCCCAUGUGAUUAAAAAAUGUAUGAUAAUAUAAACGUUUUUUUGAAAGCUUGUGAACAGAUUGGAUUGAAAGAAGCCCAGCUUUUCCAUCCUGGGGAUCUCCAGGAUUUAUCAAACCGAGUCACUGUCAGGCAAGAAGAGACUGACAGGAGAGUGAAAAAUGUUUUGAUAACAUUGUACUGGUUGGGAAGAAAAGCACAAAGUAACCCGUACUAUAAUGGACCCUAUCUUAAUUUGAAAGCAUUUGAGAAUCUUCUAGGACAAGCUCUGACUAAGGCUCUAGAAGACUCCAGCUGCCUGAAAAGGAGCGGCAGGGACAGUGGUUACGGGGAUAUCUGGUGUGCUGAACGUGGAGAAUUUCUUACUUCUCCAGGCAACCAUAAGCGAGAAGAUUCCUUCGAAAGCUUGGACUCCUUGGGGUCUAGGUCAUUCACAAGCUGCUCUUCUGAUAUCACAUUGAGAGGUGGACGUGAGGGUUGUGAAAGUGACACAGAUUCUGAAUUUACAUCCAAAAUGCAGGAUUAUAAUAAAGAUGAUAUGUCCUAUCGAAGGAUUUCAGCCAUUGAACCAAAAUCUGCUUUACCGUUCAAUCGUUUUUUGCCCAAUAAAAGUAGACAGCCAUCCUAUGUGCCGGCGCCAUUGAGGAAGAAAAAGCCAGACAAAAAUGAGGAUAACAGAAGAAGUUGGGCCAGCCCGGUGUAUCCAGAAGCAGAUGGAACAUUUCCAAGUGGACACACAGACAGUCCUUUAAUUUCCCAUCAAAUUAGCAGAGCAGAGUGGGAUUUGUCAAAUGCAACUUGCGGUCAGAAGGAAGUGUAUGGUUCUGAAAGUGGUUCGGACUCCGAGGAUGAACGAAGGUUGCCUGAUAUAGUUUUGGAUGACUUAGCCAACCGUAGAUUCCGAGUGAAAAAGAGGCCCGAGUGUUUCACAUCGAAAACCACCUCUCGUAGCUCUUAUUCACCAAGGUUUCCUCCUGCUGACACAUUAGCCUCUGGGCCGUACGCACUGACGAGUAACGAGAGGAGAACUUGGGGCAGAAAUGUGGAGAACUGGCCAAGAGUACAAGAAGCUUCAAAGUCCUCUUGUUACUUGGAAGUGGAAGAAGAAAAGACAAGCUUGCCCAACACCAUCAAGGAUGAUCUUUAUGUGCGAAAGCUAAGUCCAGUCAUGCCAAACCCAGGGAAUGCUUUUGAUCAGUUUCUUCCCAAAUGUUGGAUCCCAGAAGAUGUGAACUGGAAAAGAAUAAAAAGAGAAACUUACAGACCAUGGUAUAAAGAAUUUCAGGGAUUCAGUAGGAGGAAUUCAGAUUCUGAGGAUGAGGAUUUGGGCUCGGACAGAAGCUCCUCCUUUUUUAGUAGAAUCCAAAAAGCAAAACAUAGGCUAGACAGCAGCUGCCAAAGACGUUCACUCCUGCUGGAAUUGGCUACCAAAGGGGCCAGGACCUCCCGGGACACCCAUGCAGCCAGGAGAAGCGGCAGUGCCUCCGAGGAGCCCAGUCAGUUUUUAUUACUUCAGGCACUCCAAACAUACUCUGAUGACAUCUUAUCUUCUGAAACAAAUAUCAAAAUUGAUCCCACUGCUGGCCCAAGGCUCAUAACACGCAGAAAGAAUCUCUCUUCUGCACCGGGGUAUAAAAGAGAUGACCUUGAGAUGUCAACCCUUGAUCCUGACUUAGAGAAUGAUGAUUUCUUUGUCAGAAAGACUGGAGCUUUCCAUGCAAAUCCAUAUGUUCUCCGGGCUUUUGAAGACUUUAGAAGGUUUUCCGAGCAAGAUGAUCCUGUAGAGCGAGAUAUAAUUCUGCAGUGUAGAGAAGGUGAACUUGUACUUCCAGAUCUAGAAAAAGAUGAUAUGAUUGUUCGCCGAAUCCCAGCACAGAAAAAAGAGGUGCCUCUAUCAGGGGCCCCAGAUAGAUACCAACCGGUCCCUUUCCCCGAACCCUGGACUCUUCCUCCAGAAAUUCAAGCAAAAUUCCUCUGUGUACUUGAAAGGACGCGCCCACCCAAAGAAAAAAGGAAGAGCUGUAGAGUAUUAGUGCCUUCCUACAGGCAGAAGAAAGAUGACAUGUUGACUCGCAAGAUCCAGUCUUGGCAACUGGGGACGACUGUGCCUCCUGUCAGUUUCACCCCUGGUCCCUGCAGUGAGGCGGACCUCCGGAAGUGGGAGGCCAUCCGGGAGGCCAGCAGACUUAGGCACAGGAAACGGCUGAUGGUCGAGAGACUCUUUCAAAAGAUUUAUGGUGAGAAUGGGAGUAAGUCCAUGAGUGAUGUCAGCGCGGAGGAUGUUCAGAACUUGCGUCAGCUGCGUUACGAGGAGAUGCAGAAAAUAAAAUCACAAUUAAAAGAACAGGAUCAGAAGUGGCAAGAUGACCUUGCAAAAUGGAAAGAUCGUCGAAAAAGCUACACUUCAGAUCUGCAGAAGAAAAAGGAAGAGAGGGAAGAAAUCGAAAAGCAGGCACUCGAGAAGUCUGAGAGAAGCUCUAAGAUGUUUAAGGAAAUGCUACAGGACAGGGAAUCCCGAAAUCAAACGUCCACAGUUACCUUGAGGAGGAGGUUGCAUUCUUCUGAUGACAUAUUGCAUGAAGAGAUGCUUUCCCCUACACUGACCAUGUCAGAAGCAAGUUACCAGAGUGAGAGAGUAGAAGAGAAGGGAACAGCAUAUUCUACAGAAAUUCCUAAACAAGAUUCCACGACGUUUGCAAAAAGAGAAGAUGCUGCGGCCGCUGGCGUUCACCUUCCUUCUAAAAGCCCCAUCAAAGAACAAGUCCCAGACUCUUUGUCCUCUCAGCCUUCACUGACGACACAAAGAGAGUCGACUCGAGUUUCAGCCUCUCUCCCCAGAAGUUACCAGAAAACUGAUACAGCCAGGUUAACAUCUGUGGUCACACCGAGACCUUUUGGCUCUCAGGCAAGGGGAAUCUCAUCACUCCCAAGAUCCUACACGAUGGAUGACUCUUGGAAGUAUAACGGAAAUGUAGAAGAUGCUAAGAGAACUCAGAACAGUCUGGUCAGCACCUCUGUGCAGAGACCUGACCUAAGCCAGCUCGUUUCCAGCAAGUCCAGCGAGAGAGAGAGAGCUGAGGUGGGAGAAGGUGUGACAGGGCUGCCGUCCCCUACACCCUCCUUCUCAUCCCUUUCCCAGGACCAGGCUGACACUUCCAGAGCCACACUGUCUUCCACAUCUGGCCCCGAUUUAACGUCUGAGUUUGGAGAAGGGGGAAGCUCACCACAAAUGGAGGACUCAAGAUCACAGGAUCAGUUCAGUGAUAUGAGAAUCAGCAUAAACCAGAUGCCCGGGAGCGGUCUUGACUUUGGGUUUACAGUAAAAUGGGCAUUGUCUGGGAUCUUCGUUGCAUCAGUCGAAGCAGGUAGCCCAGCAGAAUUUUCCCAGCUACAGGUAGAUGAUGAAAUUAUUGCUAUUAACAACACCAAGUUUUCAUAUAAGGACACAAAAGAGUGGGAGGCAACCAUGGCUAGUGCUAAAGAAACUGGAAAGCUAGUAAUGGAUAUCAGGCGCCAUGGAAAGUCUGACUGGGGCAAAGACCAACCUUCCCUGCCAUUUACACGGCAUAAAACUCUCAAUCUCACCAGUAUGGCUACCAAAAUUAUAGGUUCACCCGAAACAAAGUGGAUUGAUACAACUUCUGGAAUUUACAACUCAGACAAAUCUUCAAGUCUGUCAAUAACAACUGAUUUCUCAGAGAGCCUCCAGCAUUCUAGUACUGAAUCCAAGGAAAUGAAUGGAAUUCGUGAUGAAACUACUACUUUUGAAUCAAAAGCAUCUGAACCUAUUUCUUUGAAAAACUUAAAAAGGCGAUCACAAUUUUUUGAACAAGGGUCAUCAUGCUUUUCUUACAGUUCAUGGGUCUACCUCUGUGGAAGCUCGGAUUCUGUAGUUCCUGAUCUUCCGGUUCCCACCCUCAGUGCCCCGAGCCGCUGGGCGUGGGAUCAGGAGGAGGAGCGGAAGCGGCAGGAGAGGUGGCAGAAGGAGCAGGACCGCCUGCUGCAGGAAAAAUAUCAACGUGAGCAGGAGAAACUCAGGGAAGAGUGGCAAAGGGCUAAGCAGGAAGCUGAGAGAGAGAAUUACAAGUACUUGAAUGAGGAGCGAAUGGUCCUGAGCUCAAACAGCAUUUCUCUGCCCACGCGGGAGCCCACCGCGGCCGCCUGGGAAGCCUCCUGGGGUGAGGGGUCCAAGUCGUCCGACCAGGAAGGUAGCCGAGCAGGGGAAGAGGAGACGAGAGAGCCGCCCAAGGACGACGCAGAGGAGGACCAAAGGAAGAAGCUGCAGGAGCGCCUGGCUCUUGAGGAAGAGAGGAAACUGAGGGAGCAACAGUGUCAGCAAGAGCAGGAGCAGAAGUGGCAGCAGGAGGCGGCCCAGGAGCAGACCCGCCCGGCAGAGAGAGAGAGGGAGACUUCAGUCAAGAUAUACCAGUAUAGAAGACCUGUUGAUUCCUAUGACAUACCAAAGAGAGAGGAAAAAUCUUCAGGGUUGCUUCCUAGUGACAGGAACAAAUCCAGAUCCACAACUGAGCUGGAUGAUUACCCUACAAAUAAAAAUGGAGGCAAUAAAUAUUUAGACCAAAUUGGGAGCACUAGCUCAUCACAGAGGAGUUCCAAGAAGGAACAAGUCCCAUCGGAAGCAGAAUUAGAGAGACAACAAAUUCUUCAAGAAAUGAGGAAGAGAACAUCUCUUCUCAAUGACAGCAGCUGGAUCCGACAGCGCAGUUCCAGCGUAAAUAAAGAGCCCAUUUGUCUACCUGGGAUUAUGAGAAGAGGUGAAUCUCUAGAUAACCUGGAUUCCCCAAGAUCCAAUUCUUGGAAACCAUCCCCUUGGCUCAAUCAGUCUUCAGGAGUCCGUGCUUCUUCCUCCGUUCAAGACUUCAGUCGCCCCCCGCCUCAGCUGGUGUCCACCUCAAACCGGGCCUACAUGCGCAAUCCAUCCUCCAGCAUCCCCCCUCCUUCAGCGGGGUCUGUGAAGACCACCACUGCGCCUUCCCCCACACCACGCAGCCAUUCUCCUUCAGCAUCGCAGCCGAGCUCCCAGCUACGCAAUAGGUCAGUCAGUGGGAAGCGCGUGUGCUCCUACUGUAAUAACAUUCUGGGCAAAGGAGCUGCCAUGAUCAUCGAGUCCCUGGGUCUUUGUUAUCAUUUGCAUUGUUUUAAGUGUGUGGCCUGUUCGUGUGACCUCGGAGGCUCCUCUUCAGGAGCUGAAGUCCGAAUCAGAAACCACCAGCUCUACUGCAACGACUGCUAUCUCAGAUUCAAAUCUGGACGGCCAACCGCCAUGUGAUGUAAGCCUCCAUACGAAAGCACUGUUGCAGAUAGAAGAAGAGGUGUUUGCUGCUGAUGUAGAUCUAUAAAUAUGUGUUGUAUGUCUUUUUUGCUCUUUUUUUAAAAAAGGAUAACACUUUUUUAAAAAUUUUUUUGCCUCUUUAGAUUACAUCAGAGCAUUAUAGUCUUGGUAGCACCUGUAUUUUUGUUGUUGUUUAUUUAUAAGAAGGUGAUUCUGUGUGUUGGGGGAACGGAAAGUGCAGUAUUUACUUUUUGAAUUCAACAUCUUAAAAGCACAAGGAAAAAAUAAGAAUGAAAUAUUUUUGAUGCUGAUGAUGAUCAGGUUUGACUUUCUAGUGGUGUUUUGAAGAGGGUUAUUUUAUUGUUUUUUUUUUUUAAGUUCUGAAACAUUAUUUGAAAUAGUUAAUAUAAAUACAUAAUUGCGUUUGCUCUGUUUAUUUUAAUGUAUACUAAAUUAAUGCAGAACCAUAUAGAAAUUUCACUAAAAUCUACCCAUAAAUUUGCUUUCUGUGUCCUUCUUUUCAUCUAUGUAAUACUGUGCUUUUGAAAAAAAUUUUUUUAGCAUAUGUGACAUUUUAUUUGCUUGGUGAGGGGAUCUCUAGUUUCUUCACCAGAAUGAUCACUAAGCAAUGCCCAAUAGAAAGCUGCUUCUUUUCAUUAAUACAGAAUCAUCAUGGUUUGUAUACCAGAAAUUUUCUCCAGGAACUAGUAAGCCUUUCUGUUCCACUGAGUUUGUAAAUAAACUUGCUGAACCAUUAA
Molecule: messenger RNA, 6147 nt
Organism: Lutra lutra (Eurasian river otter)
Lineage: Eukaryota; Metazoa; Chordata; Mammalia; Carnivora; Mustelidae
Gene: LMO7
Product: LIM domain 7
Exons: 32
Coding region: 119-5386 (1755 amino acids)
Biological process (GO): regulation of cell adhesion; regulation of signaling
Molecular function (GO): protein binding
Source: RefSeq, a predicted model, not a curated record